Messenger RNA from Gekko japonicus, 1583 nucleotides. RefSeq names its product cell division cycle associated 4 (gene CDCA4). Gene Ontology annotation, molecular function: transcription regulator activity. The record is from RefSeq and is a predicted model, not a curated record. Gene Ontology annotation, cellular component: nucleus. The transcript has a single exon. NCBI's taxonomy places the organism in Eukaryota, Metazoa, Chordata, Lepidosauria, Squamata, Gekkonidae. The coding region runs from base 2 to 745 and encodes 247 amino acids.
AAUGUUUGUACGCGGACUGAAGAGGAAAUGUGUCGAUGGAGAGGAAGAUGUCGAAGGAACUUUAGCUGGCUUUAAAGCAAUUCCUUCCUACAACCUCCAGCGCCAGUCGCUGUUGGACAUGUCUCUGGUUAAACUUCAACUGUGCCACAUGCUCGUCGAACCUAAUCUCUAUCGUUCAGUGCUCAUAGCCAAUACAGUACGGCAGAUCCAAGAGGAAAUGACCCAAGAUGGGACUUGGCAGAUGAUAAGCGCCCAGAGUACAGGACCAUCCUCUUUGGACCGUCUGGUUUCCACAGACAUUCUCUGUCGUUCUUCAAAGGAGCAACCUGAAGAAAAGCUUAUCCAAGGAUAUAGUAGCUUCUCGAAAGACUUUGAAGACGCACAGUUACAAGGGAGUGCAGAAAUCCUAAGACCUGCUCCAGUGCAAGCUCCCAGAGACUUUCAGAAUAAUGUAUGGGAAAUGGAGUGUCCUGCAGAAAACAGAGGAAGCUUCCAUAAGUCAUUAGAUCAAAUAUUUGAAACCUUAGAAACAAAAACGCCUGAUUCUGUCGAAGAUCUUUUCUCAGAAGUCGACAGCUCCUAUUACAAUCUCGAUACGGUAUUAACAGGAAUGAUGGGCAGUUCGAAAAUGGGACACUGCGACGUGCUCGAAACGUUUCCUCAAGCGAGCACCAGUUCUAACUCUAGCUGUAAAUCCGACCUUAAUGAGCUCGACCAUUUUGUGGAGAUUCUGGUUGAGUCUUGAGGUGGAGGGGGGGAGAGUGACAUCCUCUGAGGAAGCCAGAUCUUGGAGGAGCAAAACUUUUCAGAGAGCUUGUUCUCUCAGAGCUGCAUAUGACCUCCCCAGCGAAAGCCUUUCAUUUUUCAAAGCUGUAUUAAUGUAUAAAAUUAAUCUUCCAUUUGUAAUGUCUGGUCUGUAAGUCCAUUUUUCUAAUGGCCACAAUUCAGAGAGGUGUAUUGGGCACAAGUUUGUGUCUAGCGGGGCUUCUUGAUUGCCAGUUUAACAUCACAGUCUCCACUCCGGCCCGUGUCACACACUGCUAAGAGAGCUCCCUGGUGCUUCACUAGUGGCUCAACAUCUCCAAAGGCUCCAGGGCCGAUCACACCAGUUCUCUGUAUUGUGCCCAUCCACCCCCACCCCCCCACACACACCCUUUUGGGUUCUGACACUUUGAAAACUAGACUAUUUUGCUAAUCCCUCCUAGCCUUUAGAAAAGACUUAAAAUAUUGCAGUGGUAUUUCCUCUCAUCAAGAUCAUCUCGUCCCUGAAAAUUUGGCAUGAUGGGGAGGCCAGGUGUAUGAAAGGGAGCGAUUAAAGCUCUCAGUCCAAGCCUAAGUCCAGUCCAGUUGGUGUUCAGGACAAAAACUUUGAGUGACCUUUCGUACUCCCGCUGUUUUGGCGGACUUGAGCAAUCUUAACUUUUCAGCGAAUGGGUCUGAGGAGCAAAAGCGUGGCUUCCCUCCUUAACUCCAAGGAAAUAACUUCCCCGGUUCGUAUCUUUGUUUAUUCACCACCCAGCUCUUGAAGAGCUGAAAGCCAUGAGUCCCAGUAUCCUAGAUCAUUCCCUCCUUCCCCCCCCCCA